Sinocyclocheilus anshuiensis is the source of this 850-nucleotide messenger RNA. RefSeq names its product complement C1q-like protein 4. Lineage: Eukaryota; Metazoa; Chordata; Actinopteri; Cypriniformes; Cyprinidae. The transcript has 2 exons. The coding region runs from base 28 to 432 and encodes 134 amino acids. The record is from RefSeq and is a predicted model, not a curated record. Gene Ontology annotation, molecular function: protein binding.
AGUCCUAAAGUGGCAUUUACUGCAUCCAUGUCAGCUACAGAGAGUACAAACCGAGGGCGUUUUAGUACAGAGAACAAGCUCAUCUUUGAUAAAGUCCUAACCAACAUUGGCAAUGCAUAUGACCCAAUCACAGGAGUCUUCACAGCACCUGUUAAAGGUGUGUAUUACUUCAGGUACUCAGGCUCCGCGUUUUCCUCCCAUGAUAUGGGUCUGAGCAUCUUUAAAGGCACGACACGAUUUGUGUCUUCAUACGAAUAUAAUUCUGGCGAGAGAAACGACCAAAUGGCCAAUGGAGCCGUGAUGGAGCUGGAUGUUGGCGAGGAGGUUCACAUGAGGCUGUGGAUCAGAUCCUGGAUCUUUGUGGAUCGACGCUACAACUAUUCCACUUUCACAGGCUACCUGCUUUACCCACUGGAUUCUACUUCUGUAUAAUUUAUCUGUGUGCGUUAUUUUGUAAAAUUUCAGAAAGAACUGUUUAACAGUGCUGAAAAUAUAUCAUGUUUCUUUACUGUGUUAAUGUGCAUAAAUGUAAUUAAAAGGUCACUAUUUCAGAUAUACAGACAAAAACCAGAGUUCCCUCUUUACUCUUCUAUGGAACAUUGAUUUUCAUUCAGGCACAUCACUUGGCUAUCCAAAUGGGGACUUGUCAUAGACUUCUAUUGUUUUAUAUAAAGCUUUUAUUUUUUAUUUAAUUUUUCUCAAUUGAAUAUGUUCCUAGGUGGCAACUUCAUGAUGGCAGCCUAACAAAUCCACACACACAAAACACCAGUCAAAUAAAUAUUCUGGGUUAAAUAAAAACUAAGCUUGAUUGACAGUAUUUGUGACACAUAGAAAGUAAGUUUGAUCUUCA